UCCAUCAAUCUCCAUAGCCAUGACCAAACAAACAACCAUCAUCAGUGACUCCAACAACAACACUGCUCCUCCUCCUCCUCCUCCUCCUCCUUCUCCUCCUUCUCCUCAUGUUGUUCUAGUUCCAUUAAUGGCACAAGGACACAUAAUCCCCAUGCUUGACAUGGCACGGCUGCUGGCCGAACGUGGCACCCGCGUCACCUUCAUCACAACCCCAGUGAACGCGUCGCGCAUAAAACCCAUCAUAGUCCGAGUGCACGAGUCCAACCUCCCUAUAGACUUCAUCGAGCUCCCUUUCCCCUGCACCGAAGCUGGCCUACCCCCCGGCUGUGAAAACUGCGACCUCAUCCCUUCUAAUGACCUCUUUCCGACCUUCUUUAGCUCACUCCAACUUCUCGCCCUCCCUCUCGAGCAACGCCUCAAAAAUCUCGUCCCCCGCCCCACCUGCAUGAUCAACGACAUGUUCAACCCGUGGACGGCUAACGUCGCACGUUCACUCAACAUUCGUCGCCUCGUCUUUCAUGGCCCUUCUUGCAUUCACAUCUAUUGUAGUCAUGUUUUUCAUCUGCAUAAGAUUUAUGAGACCGUUACUGAUGAGUUUGAAGAAAUUGCUGUGCCUGGUUUGACUGAUUAUGAUGAUGUUGUUGGUCAGAGUUUUAAGGUUUGUAGAAUGCAUGCACCAGGUUGGUUCACCUCGCCGGGUUAUGAGAAGUUACGUGAGGAGGUUUUACAUGCAGAGGAGACGGCUGAUGGGGUGGUCAUCAACACUUUCGAUGAUGUCGAGCCUAUGUUUGUGGAGGCUUAUAAGAAGGUGGUUGGAAAGGAUGUUUGGACUGUUGGCCCAUUGUGUUUAUAUGAUAAGGAUGAUGAUUUUAGUGCUAGGAUUGUGAGAGGGAACAAGGCUGCAGUGGAUCAAGAGAAGUUGUUAUGUUGGCUUGAUAGUUUUGGGAGUUUGAUUCGGAUGAAUGUCGGGCAGAUAUUGGAGAUUGGGUCAGGACUUGAGGCUUCUGAAGUUCCUUUCAUCUGGGUUAUUAAGGAUGCAGAGAAGUGUCCGAAGGUUGAGGAGUGGUUGGAAGGGUUUGAGCGGAGGAUGAGUUUGAGGAGUUUUGUUAUCAAGGGAUGGGCCCCACAAGCUGUGAUACUCUCGCAUAAGUCUGUUGGUGGUUUUGUUAGUCAUUGUGGAUGGAACUCAACGUUGGAGGCAGCGUCAAAUGGUGUGCCAAUGAUCACUUGGCCGCAGUUUGGAGACCAGUUCUUGAAUGAGAGGUUGGUUGUGGAGUUCCUGAGGAUUGGGAUUGCUAUUGGAGUGAAGAAACCAGUGUUUAAUUAUGGUGAGGAUGAGAUUCCGGUAAGGGAGGGAUGA
Dioscorea cayenensis subsp. rotundata (Guinea yam) is the source of this 1360-nucleotide messenger RNA. RefSeq names its product UDP-glycosyltransferase 73E1-like. The record is from RefSeq and is a predicted model, not a curated record. NCBI's taxonomy places the organism in Eukaryota, Viridiplantae, Streptophyta, Magnoliopsida, Dioscoreales, Dioscoreaceae. The transcript is spliced from 2 exons. Gene Ontology annotation, molecular function: UDP-glycosyltransferase activity. Bases 20 to 1360 code for a protein of 446 amino acids.